AUGUGUCGCGCUUUUUCCAAGAUUACGAGUCAAAAAAAUGGGUUACAUGCAAGUGCAAAUGUCUUAAAAUGUGACAUUACCUUAAAAAAAACCUCAAGCAAGAAUGUAGCUUCGGUUGCCACUCUUCCACCUCUUCCUCAAAUUCCACAAAAAUAUUGUAGAUCUCGAUUCGAAGAAGGUGAUAUGGUACUUUUACGAGAUACUCAAAAAAGAAUUAAAAGUUCAAGAGUUUUCUUAAUUGGCCCAUUAAAAAUUGGUAAUAAAAAAGAAAUUCCAGGUGGUAUUUUGGAUCAUUCUAAUAUUAUCGGAAAGUCUGUUAGAGAUAUUGUAAAGACUAAUAAAGAUAAGUCAUAUACUAUACAUUUCCCUACUUUGGAUGAGUAUGUUGUUAUGAUACCACGUUUGAUGACACCUAUAUAUCCGAAAGAUGCUAGUACUAUAGUGGCCUUACUUGAUUUACACCCGUAUUCUCGAAUAAUGGAAGCUGGAACAGGUAAUGGAUCUUUAACUCUCUAUUUGGCAAGAUCUUUAUAUCCCACUGGUCAUUUACAUUCUAUAGAUAUUAAUCGUGAUGCCAGUAUUAAGGCACGUGGAAAUGUUGCGCGUUUUUCACGUGGAAUAUAUUCCGAUUAUGUAUCGUUCAGCAUAGGUCAAUGUUCAAAAGUACUUAAUUCUAUGGAUAUUACCCUUUCAAUAUAUGAUGGUGUGGCAUUAGAUAUGCCUGAACCGUGGAAUGAACUACCUUCAAUCAUUCCACGCCUGAAAAUUGAUAGGUACAUUGUGUGCUAUUUGCCAAAUAUGACUCAAGUAUUAGAAUUAAUAAAACAAAUCAAAUAUCAUAAAAUCGCGUUAGCAACUGAGCAAGUUCUAGAAAUACAAUGGAGACCAUGGAAUGUUAGAGCCACAGUUAUAAGAGACAAAAUGGGUGAUGAAAACUUUUCUGUUAAACAAUUAACUCUAAAUGAUGAGAUACCUGAUCAAGCUUUAGGUCAUAUUUGUCGACCUUCACAUGAACCGACUGGACAUACUGCAUUUUUA
Dentiscutata erythropus is the source of this 1038-nucleotide messenger RNA. Lineage: Eukaryota; Fungi; Glomeromycota; Glomeromycetes; Diversisporales; Gigasporaceae. The record is from the annotation of a GenBank genome assembly.